Molecule: messenger RNA, 1923 nt
Organism: Lemur catta (Ring-tailed lemur)
Lineage: Eukaryota; Metazoa; Chordata; Mammalia; Primates; Lemuridae
Gene: PNRC1
Product: proline rich nuclear receptor coactivator 1
Exons: 2
Coding region: 298-1281 (327 amino acids)
Biological process (GO): nuclear-transcribed mRNA catabolic process, nonsense-mediated decay
Cellular component (GO): P-body; nucleus
Source: RefSeq, a predicted model, not a curated record
CAGCAAGCUGGUUGUUUGUGUGUCUCUGCGAAGCGGCGGAGGCGGUGCCUAUGGGCGUGGCCUGCCUGUCGCAUUCUGAUUGGGGGGUUACAGGGAGGUGGGCGGACAUGGGGCGGAGCUUCCGAUAACAACACCGGGAGCUGGGGCUGUGGCUAUUUGUUGCUGCGCCGCCACCGCCCGAGUCAUAGUCCGCGGUCUUCUCUGGCUCUAUUAGCAGCAUCCGCCGCCGCCGUUACCGCCACCCUGUGAUCACUGGCUUUACUUCCUUCAUAUUCUGCUGUGCCACUUCCCAACGCUAUGACCGUGGUCUCCGUCCCACAGCGGGAGCCGCUGGUCCUGGGUGGCCGCCUUGCGCCGCUUGGCUUUUCCGCCCGCGGUUACUUCGGGGCCCUCCCGAUGGUGACCACGGCUCCGCCGCCUUUACCCCGGAUCCCGGACCCCCGGGCACUGCCGCCGACCCUCUUCCUCCCUCACUUCCUAGGGGGUGAUGGCCCCUGCCUGACCCCCCAGCCUCGCGCUCCGGCAGCUCUGCCCAACUGCAGCCUUGCCCCGGCGGGAGGCACUCCUCGGGCAGCGCCAAAGAAGCGGCGAAAGAAGAAGGUGCGGGCUAGUCCGGCAGGACAGCUGCCCAGCCGCUUCCACCAGUACCAGCAGCACCGACCGAGUCUGGAGAGCGGCCGGAGCCCGGCGACGGGCCAGAGCGGAGCGCAGGAGGUCCCGGGCCAGGCUGCCGCCGCGGCCCGAGAUCCUGCAGCUGCAACCCGAACUGAGGUAGCGAGCCCGGUCCCUGCGCCUCUGCUGCCCGCGGCGCCUGGGCAACCCCCACUCAGAAAAGAGGUUUUAAAAUCAAAGAUGGGAAAAUCCGAGAAAAUUGUCCUUCCCCACGGCCAGCUUGUUCAUGGUAUACACUUGUAUGAACAACCAAAGAUAAACAGACAGAAAAGCAAAUAUAACUUGCCACUAACCAAGAUCACCUCUGCAAAAAGAAAUGAAAAUAACUUUUGGCAGGAUUCCGCUUCACCUGAUAGAGUUCAAAAGCAGGAAAAAAAGCCUUUUAAAAAUACCGAGAACAUUAAAAAUAUGCAUUCGAAGAAAUCGGCAUUUCUAACUGAAGUGAGCCAAAAGGAAAAUUAUGCUGGGGCAAAGUUUAGUGAUCCACCUUCUCCUAGUGUUCUUCCAAAGCCUCCGAGUCACUGGAUGGGAAGCACUGUUGAAAAUUCCAACCAAAACAGGGAGCUGAUGGCAGUACACUUAAAAACGCUCCUAAAAGUUCAAACUUAGAUUUCAGAUUUCAGUAUGUAUGUAAAACAGUUUUUCCCAAAUCCCUGCACUCCUUAAAAGAAAAUUGGUACCGAAAUGGAAAUUUGCCUUGUUGCAAAAUACAAGUGCAAAAGAUGAGUUUUAAAAAUUACAAACAGCUUGUAUUAUAUUUUAUAUUUUGUAAAUAACUGUAUACCAUGUACUAUGUGUAUAUUGUUCAUACUUGAGAGGUACAUUAUAGUUUUGUUAUGAAAGUAUGUAUUUUGCCCUGCCCACAUGGCAGGUGUUUUGUAUAUAUACAAUGGAGAAAUUCUAAGUGUGUGCUAAGGCACAUGGAAGACCGAUUUGCACAAAGUACUGAGAUUUUUUUCAAGAAACAGCUGUCGUAUCUCAAGGUUAAGAUCUAAAUGUGAACAGUUUACUAAUGCACUACUGAAGUUUAAAUCUGUGGCACAAUCAUUGUAAACAUGGGGUUUGUUUCUCUGAAUUGAUUUCUGCCUUCUAAACUAAUUAUUGGAAAGUUCCUGUUCCCAUUUUUACCAAACUUAAUUUCUGGUUUUUGGUAUAUAUCCAUUCAAAUUUAAAAUGCCUCUAAUUUUAAUGCCAACAAAAUUGGUUGUAAUCAAAUUUUAAAAUAAUAAUAAUUUGGCCCCCCCUUUUAAA